Messenger RNA from Sordaria macrospora k-hell, 1872 nucleotides. RefSeq lists its product as uncharacterized. Gene Ontology annotation, biological process: DNA repair. The record is from RefSeq and is a predicted model, not a curated record. Gene Ontology annotation, cellular component: nucleus. Lineage: Eukaryota; Fungi; Ascomycota; Sordariomycetes; Sordariales; Sordariaceae. Gene Ontology annotation, molecular function: ATP-dependent chromatin remodeler activity; ATP binding.
AUGACAGCCAAUCCUCCUACAGAGAAGGACAUCACGGCAAAAUGCAGAACGACGUUGAUUGUUGUUCCCUCUAGUUCUCUGAACCAGUGGAAACGCGAGAUCGCGAAACAUACCUUCUUCAAGGAACCCCUUGUCUUCAAGGGAUCUCAUGCAAAUGGUACACCACUCGAGAUGAUGAGCGAUUGGGACAUCAUCCUCACUACUUACACGGAGGUCAUGGCUGGAUAUCCAUCCAAGAACGUAAUUGAAACCAUCAACCAGAAAGAUCUUUCCGAAGACAAAUGGAAAGAAGAAGUCCAUAAAAAUCUUAGCAAGCUCUUUAAGAUUAACUUCUACCGUGUCGUACUAGACGAGGCACAUUUAAUCAGAAACGCCAAAGCGCAGACAAGCAAAGCGUGCUGCAAUUUGAGCUCCAAGCAAGCCAAUUCGGAGUUUUUAGGCCGUCCAAUUCUGGACAUCCCUAAGUGCUACCCAACAAAGGACAUCUGGGUGUCUUUUUCGAAAGAGGAAUCCAUAAUUUACACCCAGCUGGAAGCUAUCUUCAGGGAGCAUGUCAACAAAGAGCUUGCUCGAUUGCCCCUGGACGACGACGAGGACCAAGAGCAGGGGCGCAGUGUGCCCUACUUGAAGCUAUUCGCUUUCCUGAGCUAUCUUCGGCAACUAACGGCACAUGUCUUUGUAGCUGAGCGACUAUUCGAGAACUACUGGUCACGCGAAGAUAUACAAGCUGUGCUUCCGCAGCUUGAGGAGAUCCGCGAGACCGACCAGACUGAGUUUCUCGUAGAGCAACUUCAAGCUAUCCAUGACCGGAAGCCAGCUAACGACAACGAUGAUGAAGGGUUGAGGGGUGCCCCCGCCAGUCCCACUGAAGUUUUCAAGAUGGCAAAAGUGCCAUACAUUGAAAAACUUCUCUUAAAGCUGGCGGACGCCAAAGGCGUCAACAGCUGCAUCUGCAGAAUAUGCGGCCAGCUGCCAGAGUCUCCACACCUUUCGAAAUGCGGCCAUGCGUACUGCCUUUCCUGUUUCACAGAACGACUGGAGACAGAAAUGCAGGGCAAGGGGAAAGAAUCGAUCAAGUGUCUGCAAUGCGGAACAGAUAUCACGACGGUGCAGCUCAUGGUGGACUCACCUGGAGGCUCACGGCAAAAGCGGACCGGCAGAAGGACGCUACAACCGGCGAAACCCAAAAGAGAGUACGGCGAUGACGUGAACUUCAUACAGCCCAGGGAAGGAGGCGAGAACAGCUUUUUGAAGGCAUCAGACAAGUACGGCUACGUUAUGGUCGAAAGCGCAAAAGUUGACGCCGUCAUGAGCUGCGUUCUGAAGUGGCAGAAGUCACGUCCGAACGACAAGAUCAUAAUCUUCACACAGUGGCGUGUUAUGGGCAGCAUCCUGGGCAGAAAACUCCAGGAAGAAGACAUCCCAUUCCUAUACCACUUUGGAGAUAUGGCUCUUGAACAGAGGAACGAAGCCAUUUAUGACUUUGACGACAAACCCGAGAUCAAAGUUCUUUGGAACAGCCAGCUCGAACGACAGGCAUUUGCUCGUGUUUAUCGCAUCGGCCAACUGAAGCGCACCCACAUGGUUCGCAUUCUGACAAAGUCAUCCAUCGAUCUGAGACUGGACGCGAUUCAGAAGCUCAAAGAAGAGAUAUGCGACAAGGCACUAAACGGCGACAAAACAGCCCGCCACAACCUGUCUUUUCACGAACUUGUCAGCCUCUUCGGCGUCGUCAACACAGAUGCCCGGGGGCGUAUGGAAGUUACAGAAGGUGGUGCUUCGAGAGCCGGUGAUAAUGACGGCGAGGACGAUCAUGGCAUGAGUCAAUUGGACAGCGACGAGGAGUACUCGUCUGAUGAGAGCGAGGAGUGA